Chanos chanos (milkfish) is the source of this 5511-nucleotide messenger RNA. It is a transcript of the gene lamb2l, whose product is annotated as laminin, beta 2-like. Bases 1 to 5511 code for a protein of 1836 amino acids. The record is from RefSeq and is a predicted model, not a curated record. Gene Ontology annotation, biological process: animal organ morphogenesis; cell migration; substrate adhesion-dependent cell spreading. Gene Ontology annotation, cellular component: laminin trimer. The transcript is spliced from 34 exons. NCBI's taxonomy places the organism in Eukaryota, Metazoa, Chordata, Actinopteri, Gonorynchiformes, Chanidae.
AUGGCCCAAUAUUUGGGUGCUCUCAUAUUAGCUGCCUUGACUGUAGCCCAGGAUGUUCCGUCUGGCCCGCAUGGCUGCACAGAGGGCAGCUGUUACCCGGCAACAGGAAACCUCCUGAUUGGCAGAGGAGCCAAUCUGUCAGCCACCUCUACCUGUGGACUGUUCGGUCCAGAGCAAUACUGCAUUGUUAGCCACCUGCAGGAGUCAGAUAAGUGCUUUAUGUGUGACUCACGGAGGCCGUAUGAUCACUACUACCAUAGGAACAGCCAUCGUGUGGAAAAUGUCAUCUACCUCAGGGACAGCAGAGGAGAGCUCACCUGGUGGCAGGCUGUCAAUGGAAAAGAAAGUGUUAGUAUCAGACUCGAUCUGGAAGCAGAAUUCCAUUUUACUCACCUUAUCAUGAAAUUCAAGACAUUCAGACCUGCAGCUAUGCUUAUUGAGCGUUCUGCAGAUUUUGGUCGCACAUGGCGACCGUAUCGUUACUUUGCCUACAACUGUACGAGGACUUUCCCUGGCAUUCCAGCCAAUGGCCUGCAACUGAUCGAUGAUGUCAUAUGUGAGGAACGGUACUCCGAUAUAGAGCCGUCCACAGAAGGAGAGGUCAUUUAUAAAGUGUUAGAUCCAGCCAUCCAUGUAAAAGACCCUUACAGCCUUGAAAUUCAAGAGCUUCUGCGCAUUACUAACCUGAGGAUAAACUUCACUAAGCUCCAUACCCUUGGGGAUGAUCAGCUGGACCGCAGGCCUGAUGUGCUGCAGAAAUAUUACUACUCUCUGUAUGAACUUGUGGUGCGUGGGAGUUGCUUCUGCUAUGGCCACGCCUCAGAGUGUGCCCCAGUGCCCGGAGUGGAUGCCAGGGAAGCUAGCAUGAUCCAUGGUCGCUGUGUUUGCAAGCACAAUACUGAGGGGCUGAACUGUGAACGUUGCAGACAUUUCCACAACGACCUUCCUUGGAGACCAGCUGAGGUAGAUAACCCACACACAUGCAGAGAAUGCAACUGCAAUGGUCACUCCGACCAGUGUCACUUUGACAUGGCUGUGUAUCUGGCCACGGGCAACAUUAGUGGAGGUGUGUGUGACAACUGUCUCCACAACACCAUGGGCCGUAACUGUGAGAUGUGUAAACCGUUCUACUAUCAGGACCCAGCUAGAGACAUCAGAGAUCCGGCUGCGUGUGUCCCCUGUGACUGUGAUCCAGUGGGCUCUUUGGAGGGAGGUGUGUGUGACAGUCACACAGAUUUGGAUCUGGGGAUGAUAGCAGGACAGUGCCGCUGCAAACAGAAUGUGAAGGGUCAGCGCUGUGACUACUGUAAGGACGGUCACUACGGACUCAGUCAGAACGACCCACUGGGCUGCCAGCCAUGUAACUGUGAUCCUCGUGGGAUCAGUAUGUUAGGAGCUCCAUGUGAUCAGAUCAGUGGAGAUUGCUCCUGUAAGAGAUAUGUCACAGGCCGCUACUGCAACCAGUGCCUGCCUGAAUACUGGGGACUCAGCUAUGACCUGGCUGGCUGCAGAGCCUGUGACUGUGAUUUUGGAGGGGCGUACAACAACAAGUGCAUGAUGGACAAUGGUCAGUGUGACUGUCGACCUCACCUGAUUGGUCGACAGUGCUCUGAGGUGCAGCCUGGGUAUUUCUGCGCUGCCCUAGAUUUCUAUAAAUAUGAGGCAGAGGGAGCCGUGGGCCACUCUCCCGAUGACCCCGCCCUUCCAGGGAAGCCACGCCCGCAGGCUGAGACUGACUGUGUGGAGCAUCUCAACAACCAACUGAGGAGACAUCGCCGUCAUCGCCGCAUUGCCACCGCCCAGCAACAGAGGGCGGCACUGAGACGCAUACGCCAGCUGCAGCAAACUCCGGAUGUAAGAAAAGUUCACAGAGAGAGAGACGGUCAAAUGGUCACCUGGACUGGGCCAGGAUUUGCUCGGGUUAAAGAUGGCGCCGGACUUGUGUUCACCAUUGACAACAUUCCAUUUGCUAUGGAAUACGAUAUCAUGAUCCGCUACGAACCAGAGUCUACAGAAGACUGGGAGGCUAUUGUGAGCAUCACCUCCCUCCAGCUGCCCACCAGCUCCCGCUGUGGAAACCUGCUGCCAACGGAACAGAUGUACACAGUCACCCUGCCACACCACAGGAGGUUCGUGCACAUGCCUCGCCCCUUCUGCUUUGAGCCCAGUAAUCGUUAUGUGGUAGCCAUCCGCUUCCAGCGACAUGCGGUCUCCCACAGACAUCUCACUGCUUUCAUCCUCGUUGAUUCGCUUGUAUUGGUGCCCAAGUAUGAGGAGCUGCCAGGUUUCCAGGGUAACAGUCCCUUGGCAGAGCGACGACGUGAGGAGAUGCAGCUCUACAUGUGUGUGGACUCCUUCAUGGUCACGCCCAUGCCCACUCUGGCAGAGAUGUGCACCAAACUCAUCUGCAGUAUCUCUGCCUACAUGCAUGAUGGAGCACUGUCCUGUCAGUGUGACCCACAAGGAUCGCUGAGUGCAGAGUGUGAGAAGGUCGGAGGUCAGUGUCGGUGUAAACCCAAUGUGAUUGGCAGACGUUGUGACCAGUGUGCACCAGGCACAUACGGCUUUGGCCCUUAUGGCUGCACUGCCUGCGACUGUCACUCUCAAGGUUCUUUGAGUCAUCAGUGUGACCCGGUCACUGGGCAGUGCCCGUGCAGACACGGCGCCAGCGGACGGCAGUGCUCAGACUGCCAGCCUGGUCAGUGGGCUUUCCCUAACUGCAGGCCAUGCCAGUGUAAUGGGCAUGCAGACAGCUGUGACCCACAGACUGGUACUUGCUAUGAGUGCAGAGACUACACUGCUGGGCACCAGUGUGAAAGGUGCAUGAACGGUUUCUAUGGGAACCCUGUGCUGGGGUCAGGAGACCAUUGUCGUCCCUGUGCAUGUCCUGGCAACCCAGGCAGUGGCCACUCCAAUGGAGACUCCUGCCAUGAGGAUCAGGCCUCCAACCAGAUCCUCUGCAACUGCAGACAAGGCUAUACCGGCCCCCGUUGUGACCGUUGUGCUCCCGGUUACUACGGUGAGCCUGAGCGCCUAGGUGGAGGAUGCAGCCCAUGCCAGUGUAAUGGGAACAUCGACACCCAGCACCCAGAGUCAUGUGACUCUCGAACCGGCCAGUGCCUGAAGUGCCUGUACAACACGGACGGCCCCACCUGCUCAGAGUGCAAAAACGGUUACUAUGGCAAUGCUCUGGCUCACGACUGCAGGCGCUGCACGUGUGUCACAGCAGGCACGCGGCAGGAGUACUGCACUAACGGUGACUGCUACUGUGACAGACAGACCGGGGCAUGUCCGUGCAGACAGAACGUGGUCGGGCACAACUGUGAUCAGUGUGCCCCUAACCACUGGAACUUUGGCAUGGCUCAGGGCUGUGAGCCAUGCCAGUGCCACCCACAGCAUGCCCUGGGCACCCACUGCAACAUGUUCACUGGUCAGUGUCAUUGUCGGCCAGGCUUUGGGGGAAGGCAGUGUACAGAAUGCGAACAGUUACAUUGGGGAGAUCCCAGAGUACAAUGCGAAGAGUGUAACUGCCACCCUUUGGGUUCUGAGUCUGCUCAGUGUGAUCCUGUGACAGGACAGUGUGAAUGUAGGGAUGGGGCAUCUGGGCGCCGUUGUGAUGAGUGUGCCCGCGGUUUUACUGGUAGUUUCCCCAAAUGUGUGCAAUGCCACCCCUGUUUCGAGCUGUGGGAUGACGCUGUGUGCCAGCUGGAACGAGACCUCGACCACAUAAGGAACAUCACUGAGACCAUCCGGGAGACUGGCAUAGCACCUGGAGUUAGCGACGCUCGUAUCAAAGAGCUAGAGAGGAAACUGUCCCUCAUCCGUGAUUUGAUCAAAGAUGGAGACCAUGAGAGAGUUUAUCAACUGAUUGGCCAAUCCAUUGAUGACCUGAGGGCUGAAAUAGCUAUGACAGAUGGACGAAUGAUGAGCGUGUUUAAGGAACUGAAUACCACAGCAGAACUUGAUCAUACACUGCGACUGAAUUUAAAUACAUUGGAGCAGGACCUCAGUCAGCUGAACUCCACAUUGGCCCAACGUCAUCGAGAGUUAGAAAAUUUCCUUAGUGCAGGAUUCGCAGAGCAGUUUGAGAAUGUGCGUAAGUACUACAGGGAGUCUGUGGAUGCAGAGAAACGCUGUAAUGCCUCUGUGUAUGGACCAGAGAGUCCCGUGACACAGUCUCGCCACACCCGUGAUCGCACUGAGGCUAUACUGAACGAACAGAAGAACCUUUUUCAGCGCAAUAUAACUGCCCAUAAAAAGUCUCUGUCUGAACUGGAGAAAAAAGCCCAGGAAGUGGAUGACAAAGUGGAACACCUCAGCCACAAGGUGUGUGGUGGUUAUAGUCACAUCACCUCUAAUGGCAGCUGUCCAGACAGUCAGUGUGGGGGUGCUGGUUGUCGUGACGAGGAGGGUCAACGGUUAUGCGGAGGGGCGGGGUGUAACGGGACAGUUAGUGCCUCACUCGAUGCAUUAAGGCACGCCAAAGAUGUUAAAGACAGCUUAUCGACAGCUAGCAUAGAGCUGCAGAGUGUGGCUAAGAAGCUCCAGGACAUUGCAAUGCUGACUGACAGUGUCAAGGACAAUGCUGUACAAACGCUCAACAAAGCCCAACAGAAGAAGGAAUUCUUUGAAAACGCUAACAAAAAACUGAAGGACUUCAUUCAGAAGAUUAGAGACUUUCUGAAUGAGGAGGGAGCUGAUCCAGACAGUAUUGAAACGAUAGCCCAGCAGGUUCUUGCCAUCAAAAUGCCAGUCAACAGAACCCUGGUGGACAGUGUGGUCCAGAACAUUAGAGACAGCCUCACCAAUCUGACAAAUGUGGAUGGAAUUUUCAUUCAAACGGCAGAAGAACUCGCAAAGGCUACUGACCUUCUCAACCGGGCAAAAGACGCCAAGAAACGUGCAGAGGGGGUAAAGGACAACAUCAGUGAGACUAAUGAGGCACUGAACUCAUCUGCAAAAGCCAUAGCAAAAGCAAAGAAGGAAAUGGAGACCGCCAUAAAGAACUUGAAUGACACACGAGAUGCAACUGCCAUGGUAGAGGACAAACUCCAAGGUUUAGAAACCAACCUGAUGGAUGUCAUGAUGAGAUUGGCUAACCUCUCCCAUGGAGUGGACUUACUGAAGAACAAGACAAACCAAAACAGGAUUAUGGCCCAAGAUGCCAAAGCCCAGUCAGAGGAUGCCACUCAAGCUGCUAACGGAUUGCAGCAGGAUAUGACAAAGGCAGAGGCUCUGUAUAAGACACUGAAUGAGAAGGUGGACUCUCUCGGAGGGGCAGCAGGAGGUAACAUCAGUCAGAGAGCUGAGAACAUGAAGAGGGAAGCAGAGGACCUUCAGAAAAAGGCCAGUCAGGGCAUUGACACACUGAAGAAGCUGGAAAAAAAGUUUAAGAAGAAUGAAAAGAAAAUGGAUGCACAGAAAAUUGAGUUGGAAGAGUUACAGAAAAAUGUGACAGAAGUGAGAGAGUUCAUCCGAAGAAAGGUCAAUGGAUACAACAACUGUCAAUAA